CAACCACAUGGACCACCAACAACAACAACCACAGCUGCAAUUGCCUCUUUAAGCAAGAUUCCUCUGCAGUUCGCUAUUCUUGUUGAUUGGCACCACAUUCCCUCAUGUGUUGAUGGUGAUUAUUUUCCCAUUUUCCUGUCUCCAACCCCACAUAAUGGAGUGCAUCUCCCUGCCUUUGUCAACAACACACUUGAAAUCACAGUCAGAUCGACAGCACAAUAUACCACGAUCUAUAACCUCAUUAUGACCGGGCCAAAUGGCAUCUCUAAACAGAGGAUCUCCACAGAAGAAUACACCAUAAAAUGGACUCCAACAGAUAAUGAAGUGAACGGCCAUUUUCCCAUUUGCUUUGUCUCUGAGGCAAGAGACAGAUACGGCAGACUCUAUCACUCCGAGCUACGCUGUGUGAUUGCUGAUGUUUCACACUAUGAGACCGUCGUUCACUGCAAUGAAACCACAAUGUCGGUGGAAGUGGAGAAGUCGUACUUGGUCAGACGCAACGAACACAUCUUACACCUGAAAGACGUAAAUGAUCCGGCCUGCAACCUGGCUGCUCAGUCCAACAGCACCCACCUGGUCGCUACCAUGUCACUGAACACCUGUGGGACCACAGUGGAGGAGGAUGAGGAUAACAUCAUCUUCAAGAAUGAGAUCACAUCUGCAGACCCGAGUGACAUCAUCAGCAGGCACCAUGAUGUGGAGAUCGUGUUUUCAUGCGUCUAUCCCAAACGGGCCAAUCUGACCCUGGGAUACAGACACAAGAACCCGUACGCCUUCACCGAGAAAGGCUUCGGUGCGUUCACCUUCCAGUUUGAGUUCUUUGAGAGCGAGAGGUUCAGGAGGCAGAGGGAUCCCAACUCUUACCCGGUGGAGGUCUACCUCAAACAGAUGAUCUACAUGCAGAUUAAUGCAACUACCUCCAUCCCCAACACGGAGCUGUUUGUGGAGUCCUGCAAGGCCACGCCCUAUGACAACCCAAACUCCCGCAUCAGCUACACCAUCAUUGCCAACGGGUGUGUGAGGGACGACACUGUGAGGGUUUACCCCAGCUCCGCCACUCAGUUCAGAUUUGGAAUGGAAGCUUUUGAAUUCAUUGGCUAUCACGAGGAGGUCUACAUCACCUGCACAAUCAUCCUGUGUGAGGCUGGUGUUCCUGGAACAAGGUGCUCUCAAGGCUGCAUCCAGUCCAACGGGCGCAAGAGGAGAGAAGCUGCUUCCCAGACCUCCAGGCACUCCAUUUCCCAGGGACCCCUGCACCUGGUCAAACCGUCUGACAGCCAAGUUUCUGGCUCGAGUCUGAAUCUGGGCCUGAACCUGGUCUUCAUCGCUGGCUGCCUGCUGGUGUGUGGAGUGGUGCUCUACCGGUCCAGGAGGUCCAAAGCUAAAUACCAGCUCCUGCCGACCUCUGAUGAUGAGAAAUAAAUUCUGAAGACAGAAAAGUCAUAAACUAGUCAGAUGCUUCAGGUGAUGGGAGC
Myripristis murdjan (pinecone soldierfish) is the source of this 1475-nucleotide messenger RNA. RefSeq names its product ZP domain-containing protein-like. The annotation marks the transcript as partial. The transcript is spliced from 10 exons. NCBI's taxonomy places the organism in Eukaryota, Metazoa, Chordata, Actinopteri, Holocentriformes, Holocentridae. The record is from RefSeq and is a predicted model, not a curated record.